Molecule: messenger RNA, 2374 nt
Organism: Strongylocentrotus purpuratus (purple sea urchin)
Lineage: Eukaryota; Metazoa; Echinodermata; Echinoidea; Camarodonta; Strongylocentrotidae
Exons: 8
Coding region: 281-1351 (356 amino acids)
Source: RefSeq, a predicted model, not a curated record
UAGAAUUGUGAUCGACAUUUAGGCUAACGUAGGAGGAAGACUUAAAUGUGAUCUUUUUUCCGAAUGUUCACGCAUGAGAAUAAUUUCUAAGCUGAGGUAGACUGAUGCCAUAUCUGCAUAAUAAUCAACGGAGACAGUUUUAAGUCGUUGCAUUUCUUGGGCGUGAGAAACACCUAACGACGCCAUAUUGAGAACGUUUGUGGCAUAUUAAUUGAUCCGUGCUAUAUGUCACUGGAGAGCUGCAUGUUGAUAUCAAUCUGAGUUAGACAUAUUGAAGACCAUGGGUUGCUGCUGUUCAGCUGACGAGGAACCAACGCUGGGAGAACACUCCAGCUUGCCUGAUGACGUCAUUCCAUACAAGGGCGCCGUCUUGCAAUAUGCCUUUGUCGAUAUGAAGGUCAUCGGAACAAUGUUCAUGGGACGUUACCUAAAGACAGACUUGGUGCCGCACUACGCUGCCUUCGAGGGGCCUUACACCCAAGGGUUUCGUGUUGUCGGACUGAAGACUGUCCCUGGAACCUUUGAGAAGCUACGGGUUCAGUACGGCAGGGAGAGACGGUACUACAUCCCUAUACAGGCAGCCUUUAUUCGUCCUGUGGGCAGUCCAGUAGCUCCUAUAGGUCGAGUAAAGAUUGUUCAGACUGCCAUAGAAUUCAACGAGUCUGUCUCGCCAACAAACCAAGAAGUUGUCCAAGUCACCAGUGAGGUCGCUCACCUGAGGGAAUUUGAAGCAACGAUUGAGGAGAAUGGUCGGGAGGGUUUUCAGCUUGUCUCUUUUGAACCAAGUGGUUACAGGAAGAAAACAACCAACGUUAAAGAAACAGUUCUACAGAUGGACCUCAUUUUCCAUCGGCCAUACCAAUCUACUUCCGGGUCAUUCAUGUAUCAAUCGGUCAUCAUUCCUGUAUCUUACUCGGCUGUCGGGGCUAUGCCCGUGUCUCGCCGUCAAGUCUACGAAAUAGCCAACGAUGUGACGCCACAUCUGAUUGAAAUCCUGCAGCAGGGGUGGAAGAUAGUAGAUACUAACUACCUCAGCUCACAUCUUCAAGGCCAAUUUCGACCCGCUGCUCGGAACUUGACGUUUAACACCAUGUGGGUCUUCGAGAAGCCCUCUACGGCAGCCAAUGAUCUUCAACCUCGCUGGGAAUGUACUAUCAUCAAGUACAAACAUGUCGUGAAGUUGGCUUGUAACCGUAUGAAAACAACCACCACCUGGACGCCUUUACUUGUCGAGAUGGGUCACCGUGGUUGGGAGCUUGCGUGUAUCCUGGACACGGCUGAAUCAACGAGAGAAGGGCGAUUGGGUAUACGGCAGACCUUACUCAUGGUGUUCCAGCGCCCUCUAUUAUAAACAAACUUAUAGCCACCAUUGUAGUGCAUAGUUUGACACGGCUGAAGCGGCGAGAGUAGGGAGAAUGGGUGUACGGCAGACCUUCUUAUAGUGUUCCAACGCCCUCUACUAAAACAUUAAGAGUAAAUAAAACAAGAAGCUUAUGCUACCAUUGUCAUAAAAGUUGAUUUUAACCUGCUAGAAUCUUGAACACGAAUGAAGCAAUCAGAGAAUAUUUUGGAGAUUUUUCCGAUAAUUUUUCGAUGAUAUUAGGUGACAUGAUGAUGUACUUAACAUGUAAAAAAAGGUAUUUGAAACAUUUUCAAACCACUGCCUUUAUUUUUGUAAUGAUAUGGAUAUUCUCGUGUUUACGUUUUCCUCAAAGGUUCAUUGACGUACAUGUACAAGGCAAAUUCCUGGUAGAUUUCGCUAGAACUAUUUUUACAAACAUACAUGGUGAAUUCCUUGUAUGCUAUUUUUAACACCUGUUCCGAGACGUUGCGCUCUUAAUUUUUGCUCUACUUUUUCGGCUUGGCCGAUUGAAUUAGGUGUCGCUCGGCGUGUCGCCACAGUUGACUUAAAUUUAAUUAGGCAAAUUUGGGAAAUAGAUUUGUAUUACAAUUGGAAGGGUUUUUCCUUGUUGCCGGGUCUGUUCACACUAUCGAAAUAGUAUGAGAGAGGAAGUGAGGAUUACAGGUGUGUAAUAGCCAGAAGCAUGUGGGCUCGCUAGUGUGGACGGACAUAGCAACAUUUAUCCCUUUUUAUAUUCAUUGAAUUAAUUUCCAGGGUUGUUGGGUCUCCGGGUGAUUUGCAUCUCUUGUUUGAAAGAUUAGAAUGUAAGAGACACAGGUGGGUGCGUGAAAGAAGUAUGUGAGGAAUAGAGAUGCGGAUCAUCCGGAGCGCCUUAUAUCCGGGGGGUAAAUUCGCCAAGAAAUAUAGGACCUUUUAAUACGGAAACUAAUUAUGGGUGGAUUGAUAUUACGCAAAGCGUCUGUGUGACACGCCUCAAUUUUUGGGAGGACGAGGCGUGUCAGUUCGGGGGGG